Cyphomyrmex costatus is the source of this 999-nucleotide messenger RNA. RefSeq lists its product as uncharacterized. The coding region runs from base 1 to 999 and encodes 332 amino acids. NCBI's taxonomy places the organism in Eukaryota, Metazoa, Arthropoda, Insecta, Hymenoptera, Formicidae. The record is from RefSeq and is a predicted model, not a curated record. The transcript has a single exon.
AUGCUGAAGCUCGUGCUUCAUAAAGCCAUGAAGCCUAAUGAGAAGACACAAUUAUCAACGUUAUAUGAUAGGAUCGAGUCACAUCUGAGGACGCUCGAGACGCUCGACGUUACGACCGAUAAGUGCGCGGCCAUGUUGUUCCCUCUGGUGGAAUCUUCUUUACCAGAGGAUUUGUUGCGCGCAUGGCAGCAAAGUAGUUCUGGAUCGCAUAUUACCGAUGUUCCGAAGGAUAGAUUGACUCUCCUGAUUGAGUUUCUUCGAGUGGAGAACGAAGAAAGAAUUUCGAUGGCUGUCAGAGGUUUUGGUCUAAAAUCCGAGAAUGAUAAAGGCAAAAAAUCAAAAGUACGCGCUAAUAACGAUAAAGACAUUCCAAGUGCCGCGAGUCUACUUACGACGGGAGCAAACAAAAACGUUACAUGCAUAUUUUGUGGUGCUCAACAUGAGAGUGCUAAUUGUGAGAAGGCACGAAGAAUGAAUAUAGAAGACCGACGGGAAGUACUCAAGGAGAAAAAUGCCUGUUUUAAUUGCCUGAAAAUCGGACAUUCGUGUAAGAAAUGUCGUGUCAAUAUCAAAUGUGCAUGGUGUGGUAAAAGGCACGUAAUUUUGAUGUGCACAGAGGUCACUCGCAAGGAAACUGUCGCGAAGGAAGCUGAGCAUAAUAAGGAAUCCACGGAAGAGAGUAACUUGGCAAGUAUCUCCGAAAAUCCACAAGUUUUUUUACAGACAUUACGCGUUAAACUGCGAAACAGUGACGCCGAACACAUUGUACGUGCUAUUAUUGAUACUGGUUCGCAAAGAUCGUACAUUCUGAAACAGACAGCUGAGAUGAUGGGUUAUGAACCGGUUGGUGAACAAUUAAUAACCCAUUCACUCUUUGGUGGCAUAAAAUCGGAUUCACAGAGGCAUCGACGUUACAUUGUUCAAUUGAGUAGCCUGGAUGGAAAAUAUGCUUGCAAUUUUAAAGCUCUCGAUCAAGAUGUCAUUUGUGAUAGUACCUAG